AUGCAAAUACCCAUCGCUGCUACCACGGUUAAUGCCUACCCGACAGAGUCACUGCAUCUUUCUGCCCCUGAAGAUGGAUCGCAACCCGGGGCUGGCUACGAAAAGUGGUCGUCGUUCAUUGGCAUUGUUACGGCAAUUGUGGGAAAUCUUCUCAUCUCCUUUGCUCUGAACACUCAGAGAUACGCGCACAUCCUCAUAGACCGCGAGUACUCCCAGUCGAGAAAAUCCUUCGCGAAUGGACACACCACCCCCGGGCAUAUGCCUGGUCACGCCGACGAAGCGCAGGAAGAGAUCGCGGAGGAACGAAGGAGAAAGAAUCUCCAGAUAUCUGAUCACAAGAGAAGUGUGGAUGAAGAACCGGGCGAACCGGCACAUCGUUCCUCUCAGGAGACUCUACAGCCUCCCUUGGGAGCCGCUCAGCAGGACCGUCGCCGAGAGAAAGACUCCACCAACGACCUUGAGAGAGCGUCAUAUCUCAAGUCGCCAUACUGGUGGCUAGGCUUGGUGUUGAUGAUCAUUGGGGAAGCUGGCAAUUUCCUUGCCUAUGGCUUCGCUCCUGCGUCCAUCGUCAGCCCCUUGGGUGUCGUCGCCUUGAUCUCAAAUUGUCUGAUUGCGCCGCUCAUGCUCAAGGAGCGCUUCCGUCGGCGUGAUCUGUACGGAGUCCUGGUUGCAAUUGCCGGCGCUGUCACGGUGGUUCUGUCCGCCAGAAGCAGUGAGGCUAAAUUCGGACCAGGUGAACUGUGGAAGACCAUAAAGAGAUGGGAGUUCCUCCUCUACGUCAUCAUCACCGUGGUGCUGAUUGUGGCUCUGAUGUAUCUAGAGCCAAGAUAUGGUCGCAAGACCAUACUCGUCGACCUUGGUCUGGUGGCAUUAUGUGGAGGCUAUACCGCGCUCUCCACCAAAGGCGUCUCGUCGCUUUUGUCGGUGUCCCUUUACAAGGCGUUUACGUUUGCCAUCUUCUAUUUCCUCGUCCUUGUUCUCAUUGCCUCGGCGCUCAUGCAGAUUCGAUAUCUGAAUCGUGCUUUGCAGAUCUACGAUUCGACGCAGGUCAUACCAACACAAUUUGUACUUUUCACUCUUUCUGUCAUUAUUGGCUCGGCGGUGUUGUACCGAGAUUUUGAACAUACUACAUUGGACAAGGCAAUCAAAUUUAUCAUUGGAUGCCUUUUGACCUUCUUUGGCGUAUAUCUCAUCACGAGCCAACGUCACGAGAUGGGCGAAGCGGAAGAAACUGCUCGAGACGAGGAGGAGACGAUACAGCUUCUCGACGAGGAAACAGAAGACGUCAACGAGCGGACACCAUUAAAGCGGGAUGCACCCAAACUGACGGGUGCACCAACAGACGGGUAUCCUGUGGUCUUCGAUUCAGAGCCAGCCCAAGCUGCUACUGCUACGCCACGGACGCCACGACGAUUGUCGAGCGCAUCUUCGAUAGUUCCCUCAAUCUCGGUCACACCUGCUGAACCUUCUGAGGACCUUAUUUCCAACCCCUGGCUCUCUUCCACCGAGCAAAUCGAUGCUUCGUUACCACCGCUAACACCUCAGGUCGGCGGAAUUCGCGACGAAUCCACAUCCUUCUAUACCCCGGCCACGUCAAAACACCUCGAGCGCUCUGCUUCCUCGCCUGCAGAGCCAGAAACACCCUCGAAACCAUCCGGGACUCCUCGACCUCCGAGCCCAGAUCGCUCCGCAAGACUUACGCCCGUUGACAAUUCGCCUGCCCCUAGUUUCCUCGCCCGUGGCUCUAGAGGAAGCAUAUCUCGCCUUUUCCCCGUCCCAGGCCCGCUUUUACCGCCUCUUUCGAACUCGCUCAGUGCUUUGGUGGCGGAUUCAUUGCUAAAAGGUGAAGGGGCACCCCGUUCCGUGCGCGCUGCGCUCCGUCGAUCCCGUUCCGGGAGGCACUCUAUUGACGACCGACGACGGACUGUUGCUGUAAGUGAAGACGCCGACGGAUAUGAUCCGCUAGCGGCGUUGAAUAUGCACUGGCAGAAUCGCAGCGCCGACAGUGCUCAAGAUUUAAGUCGUGCACAGACGCAUGAAGCGAGACCGGGUGGGGUUCAGGGAGGUAAUGGCAUCGAGGUGGACGUGGAGAGUGACAUGGGUAAGAGGAGAACAAGACUAAGGGCGUUGAGUGAAACCCUGAGCGGGAUGAUGGGUCGCCACUCUUCAGGGAGAAAGUGGAGGGAGAAUGAUGGCAAAGGAAAAGAUGCACCCGGGGAUCGAUUUGGUGGUGGUGGUGGUGGUGAUGCUAGGAGGAGUGCAAGGAGAGAUGAGAACGGCUAUUCAUGA
Molecule: messenger RNA, 2289 nt
Organism: Cladophialophora psammophila CBS 110553
Lineage: Eukaryota; Fungi; Ascomycota; Eurotiomycetes; Chaetothyriales; Herpotrichiellaceae
Exons: 1
Coding region: 1-2289 (762 amino acids)
Biological process (GO): magnesium ion transport
Cellular component (GO): membrane
Molecular function (GO): magnesium ion transmembrane transporter activity
Source: RefSeq, a predicted model, not a curated record